Anopheles marshallii is the source of this 2454-nucleotide messenger RNA. Its product is annotated as arginine/serine-rich protein PNISR. Lineage: Eukaryota; Metazoa; Arthropoda; Insecta; Diptera; Culicidae. Bases 1 to 2454 code for a protein of 817 amino acids. Gene Ontology annotation, cellular component: presynaptic active zone; nuclear speck. The record is from RefSeq and is a predicted model, not a curated record. Gene Ontology annotation, molecular function: RNA binding. The transcript is spliced from 7 exons.
AUGAUGAAUCGACACGGUGCCACGAACUCUAACCGACCUGCAGAUCAGGGCCAACUGUUUUCUGCGUUAAUGUCCGACAAUGGCCCCAACCAGGGAGCGUUUGUACCGGGUAGCACUGCUUUCUCCCUGGCACACUACCAGAACAUGCCUAACGAUCAGGUUGACUGGGCCGCCCUGGCCCAGCAGUGGAUCAAAAUGCGUGAAACCUGGAUGCAACCCAUGCCCACUUUAAUUCCAUCGCCGCCUCCACCGCCCUCAUUUGAUCGGGACACUUUCGACAGUUCGGCUGCGAGCGAUGCACACUCAAGAAACCGAUCCGGUCCGGGAGUCGAAUUCGAGGAGCAGGGUGAAGCCCCUAUGGAGGUAGAGCGGGAAGAUGACAGCGAUAUACCGGUUCCGCCGACACCACCAAAAAUCUCCAACGAUUGGCCAUCGACAGAUGAUACAUGGCGAAAUUGGUCAUGGCCAUCUUCGGGGAGCAGCACAUCAACGCUUGGCGACCAUCAUGUGCCACAAGCGCUUCCAAACAAUCAAAAACUGGCCGACGUCCAGCAACGGUCCGGGCCACCGGCAUCAGCAGCCGCUGCCAUUGCGCUGUGGCAGGCGAAAAACAGUCAUCUCUUCCCGGUCGCAUAUCCCAAAGAUCCCGCGACGAUGCGACAACAGACGACGGGAAACCGACGUAUGUUUAGCACGCAACCGAAACCGGCACGCCUGCCGGGGUUGAUGGAUCAGGAGAUAAAGAUGAGCGUGUCAUCUACCAGUUCGGUCACGUCCACGGAUGUGCACCGGGUAGAUUCGAAGGAGAACUUCAGCAGUGGUGGUGGUGGAUCUGCCACGAUCAACGAGGAAAAGCGCAUGAUGUUACCGGCAUGGAUUCGCGAAGGAUUGGAAAAGAUGGAACGCGAAAAGCAGCAAAAGCUGAAGCGGGAGCAGGAACACCGCCAACGAGAAGAGAAACUAUCCAGCCAACAAAAUCUUCGCUCUUUGUCACUGUCGCCUAGCCGUGAGGAGCUAACCUUGCCGUUGGGUUCGCCGGUAGCGCAAGAAGCAUCGCAACCGAAUCAAGAGAAGGUUGCAUUAAACGAACAGGACAUUGAACAGAUAACGAAGAAAAUAUUGACUGAAAUUUUUAUGGAAACAACAAACGAAGUAUUACUUUCCAUCGCCAAGGAAGAACAGAGCAAGGUGCAGAAGCGAAAAGCUAAACAGGCUGCCAGUUCAAAUGUUGGGCGCGCAACAUAUACCAGAGGACUUGGCCUUGGUAUAUAUGGCGAUAGUGAUGAGGAUGAGGAGGAAGAAGAAGAUCAGACGAUCAACGAUGUUAGCAAGGGUUCGAUGAGUGCAAAUGUUGGCUCUGAUCUGGAAAGUGCAAACAACUCGGACGACGACGAUUCCGAUAUAGAAGCGAUGAAAAAAAUGAUGGAAAAAAUACGCUACCGGCAACAGAAUUUCAAAUCUACUGCCGCGCAAAUCGAACAGUGGCUAGGCGAUGUGGCUGAGUACACGCCUUAUAACACUGAUUUGCAGACAGAGUCACUGUCGUCGGAUGAAGGUCCGGAUGAUGAGCUGCAGCGGAACGAUGAAGCUGAUUCCGAUUCCGAGCGUGCAGAAUCUCCUCGGCACGGAAAGGCAACCACCGGUAAUGGCUUCGUUACGUCGCAGUUCACGCCCUUUGUCAGCACAGCUCGACAGUCUGACCAAGCCAACAGAGCGAGUGGCAGCCAGGAGAAUGUGGUCCGCAAACGGCGUGAUAAACGCGUAUCGCGUUUCAGUGAUCCGCGGGACACGGUACGUACGACGCAUAUUACGCAUGUUUCGAUAGUAUCAACGCCCGCUGAAACAGUACGUCCCAAUAAAGCGUUGGAACUGUCUGCCGGUGUGAAUGUAGCCGCAAUUGGUACGAGUGCCGUCCGCCAGAAAUAUCCAGUACAAGAAGGGAAGGCACGGCAGCCUACCGGCCAGCAAUCCUUUAACUCGCACUUGAACGUACCACCGGGGCAAUCGUACCAAACGAUCUACAGUAUUAGCCCCGGUCCGAAGGGAGGGACACAUUCUAAGGCAUUGAGUGAUAUCGAGGAAAUGCGAAAGAAGCACCACCAGACAUCGAACAUCGACGGUGCGAAGAAGUCGUUUGGGGAGGAUAACGACAGCGGUAGCAGUCGUCGGAAGUAUCGCGACCGUUCGCGCUCGCGUUCAUCCCAUGGUUCACGGUCGAGCGGUUCACGAUCGGUUUCGGGCGAUUCACGCUCGUCCCGGUCCACUCUGUCACCGAGCAGCCACUACUCACGCUCGAGCCAUCGACGCUCCUCAUCCAAGCGAUCCCGUCACGAUCGCGACCGUCGUUCACCGUCGUCCAGCUCAUCAUCGCGCCGUCACCGUCGCGACAGUGGCGAUCCUUCCCGAUCCCGGUCGCGGUCCUCAUCGAAAUAUUCUUCCCGUCGACGGUUCUAA